AUGGCUACCAACGGUCGUCAGCAGAACUACGUGGCUCCCACUGCGGGAUACAAGGGCCAACACAUGCUCAAUAGCCAAGGUCAUGGGUCCGCCCAAUACCUCCCCCGAGGUCUGCCGAUGUCCCUCCACGGUGAAAAUGGAAUGCAAACUCUGACGAACAACAUGGCAGCCCUCGGCCUACACGCUUCGUAUGGCUCAUCCGCUACCUCCAAGUCCGCCAGCUCUGCCCUCUCUGGUGGCUCCUCCGACUACGGCAAUAUCCCGCUAUCCAACGGCCAAGGACUCUGGGUCCCGAACCAGCACGUCAUUGGAUCCAUGUACCAGAUGAUACCUGGUGCGCAGCAUCAGGCUGGCAUGACCCCCUCUCCAGGCAUGUACGGCCAUGCUGGUGCCUACGUGCAGCAGGCAGCAUAUCAGUACGGCCAAGGCGUCGUCGACAACAGCCCUGUGCCCCCAGCUUGGGCAGCUCGCAUGUCCUCCGCCGAGAUUCCGUCACUCAUGACGCCCCGCCGCGACUCCAUCUCUUCCAAUGAGAACGACAACCCAGGUACACCCUAUGGCAGCGGCGGCAUAUACCGCUACGGAAACAACACUGCCAUCAUGGAUCGCUCGCCCAACGCGCUUUACACGAGCAGUGCUACCCCCUCCCCGUCACAGUUGACCCAUCCAUACCAGGUCAUGGCCCCCAUACAGAAGCAGCAAGCCAUGCCCACGUUGCCUCCCCAUCUGUUGGCAUUAGUGCAUCAGGAGCCUCCUAUCCCUCGAGCUAUUCCCGCUCCUAGCUCUCCGCAUAAGCCACUCGACCGUAGCCUGGAGAACAAGACCGGUGAGACCAACGUCUACAUUCGCGGUCUGCUUCCCGAGACCACGGAUGAGAUGCUCCACAUGUGGGGAAAGCGCUUCGGAGAUAUCCAGAGCUCCAAGUCCAUCAUUGACCUCAAGACCAAUCUGUGCAAGGGGUUUGGCUUCAUCAAGUACCACAAUUUUGAGGAUGCUGAGGACUGCAUCCGCGGCUUCCACUACCUUGGAUACGAAGUCAGCUUCGCUCGUGAAUCCUUCUACUCGAAGCUCAAGAAGUUCGCCGACGAGAGCAAUACCAAUCUUUACGUGUCCAACAUUCCCAAGAACAUGAAUGAGCAUGUAUUACUGACCCUCGCCAGCUUUGAGUCUCGAGAUAUCUGCGACCAGGUCAUCAAGGAGUUCAACAACACUCCCGUGUCCAAGCCUGGCGGCGAGGAGCAUCUGAUCCAAAUCCGCUUCUCCGAUACCCACGAGCAAAAGAUGCUGAAGCAACAGACUGCUGCUGGCCGUGUGUUUCGCGCCGCAGAGUACGAAGUAGGUGUUGCUCAGGCUAGGGCACUCGGGACGCCCGACCGUUACCUUUCUGCAUCCCCGAUUUCGGCAGGCCACGCCAAUGAGUUCGAGAUGUUCAUGCGCGGCCAGCGGCAGCCAUGGUCACCACCGGUACCAUCUACUCUAGGCCCUGCUCGUUCGUCGGUAUACUACAUGCCUCAAGGCGGACCCAUCAAGAGCGAUGAUGGUGCUUCGGAGAAUGGUGUCGAGAUCAAGACCAACCCAGCGACUCCGGUCAAGGCUGAUGACAAGUCUGCCUCACCAAGCCGGUUCUCUAGCCGCAACGACUAA
Exserohilum turcica Et28A is the source of this 1644-nucleotide messenger RNA. RefSeq lists its product as uncharacterized. The transcript is spliced from 4 exons. The record is from RefSeq and is a predicted model, not a curated record. The coding region runs from base 1 to 1644 and encodes 547 amino acids. Lineage: Eukaryota; Fungi; Ascomycota; Dothideomycetes; Pleosporales; Pleosporaceae. Gene Ontology annotation, molecular function: poly(U) RNA binding; mRNA 3'-UTR binding; poly(A) binding. Gene Ontology annotation, cellular component: nucleus; cytosol; ribonucleoprotein complex.